UGGUAGCCCGGGACGUCUGCCGCGUCGUUGGAGGCGGAUAACGAUAGUGUCUUCCGAGGCUCUCCGGGUUACCUGUUCUUCGUGGCGAGGAGAGGGAAGUUCAACAAGGUAGCAACGAACGUUCGAACGUAUCGUCCUUUUCCUCAACAUCACGUCGAAAAUUAUCGCGAGAAUCCGGUUCACCUCUGUGCGGUUGCCGCUGACUCUGCUGAUCGUGGUAGCAGACUAAACCAAGGGGGAAUAGUCGGCCAGAAAGAUCUGUACCAGUGCUUCCAUGCGAACGCUGCGGUGACAUGGCUGCCGCCCUUUUGGGCAAGUGCAUCGGUCUACUAGCGCUCGUGCUACUUCUCUACACCAGCUGUUAUGCCUUCCGUAUACGCGAUCAUCCGGGUCAGAGCCCCUCGUCCGCGGAACAGACUCAUCGCGCCGCUUGCACUUCCAUCUUUGGCAGAUGCCAGGAGAAGACGACCGCGGCCACGUCGAUCAGCCGAAAGUGGCACGACACGCCAACACAGAGACUUGCCAGCAACAUUCGGAAACCACCUGUCGAGCUGACGUCGGCGGACGAUGACGAUAGGAGUAGGAGGCUCGAGAGAUCCGGACGUUCUAGCGAUAGGGCUGCUGGAUCGGCGAAGAGUGUCGAGAUUGAUGAAGAUGAAGACGAGGAGGAGGUGAUCGUGGAGGUGGAGGAGGAUACGGAGGAGGAGAUUAAGAGUGAUGAUUUAGUGGAGGAGGAUUCUGGCGAGGAGGAUGACCAAGAGGAUGAUGAAGACGAAGAUGAGGACGACGAGAAUCUGCUGGAUCGGCGAAGAGAGGAUACGGAGGAGGAGAUUAAGAGUGAUGAUUUAGUGGAGGAGGAUUCUGGUGAGGAGGAUGACCAAGAGGAUGAUGAAGACGAAGAUGAGGACGACGAGAAUGACGACGACGACGACGACGACGAUGAUGAGAAAGAGGAAAGUAAGGUGGACGAAGGGGGCGAUGAGGAUGAAGAAGAAGAAGCGCAGAAGAAGAAGGAUCUUCAUGGGAAAAUGAGCAAAAUAACGAAGACUGUUAGGAAGAAAGAUGUAGAGGAUACGGAAGAGGAUGACGAGGAAAGUGGAAGGGUAGCUUCGAAGAAGAAAGUGGUUUUGGAGAAGAUAUUGAAAAAGACAGAUGAAGAAGAAGAAGAUGAAGAAGAGAAAAGUGAAGAGAUAGAUUCGAAGAAGAAAGUGAGUUUAGAGAAGAAGGUGGAUAAAGAAGAAGACGACGACGACGAAGACGAUGAAGACGAAGAAGAAUCGGAAGAAGAAGUUUCUACGCCUCCUCCAAGGAAACUAGAAAAAGUUAGACUCGCGGAUAAAGAUAAGGUUAGAUCCACUGAAGCUGUGCCUGUUACAGUGAAGCCAAAGCUCGAAGUAAAGGAACCGCCCAAGACAAUAAAGAAACCGGAGGAACCUGUGAAGAAGAUAGUUGAAACACCGAAGAAACCUGUCGAGAGUCCAGCGAAGUCGUCUGAAGCCACGAAGAAAGACGAACCCGUGAAGAUAACGAAAUCUGAAUCCGAAUCUGCUAAACCGAAGGCCACGGUGAAACCGGAAGUGCCGAAGAUUCGGGAAUCAGUGAAGCAGCCGGAAAAGGCGAAAGUGAAACCAAGCGAAACUGCUCAAGCUGUUCCGGCUAAAGUCGCGGAGCUUAAACGAUCCGACAAAGAUGAGUCGAAGGGAAGAACGAAAAAGCACGUGGAAGCUUCGUUCACUUUGGCUCAAUUGAACGAUGCGAUACUACACGUGCCGACCUUCGUGCCAAAUUUCACGGCCGUUGAGGAUUUCGAGUGUCAGCAGCACGGCAAGAUCUUCCUACGACAGUUAAGGGGUUACAAGUUGUGGGCCUUGCAAAUGUUAGAUUCGAGCGCAAAAAUUCCAUCGGGUCUAUUACGGGGAAACGUGAAUCAGCUCGGAGAUUUUGACGAGUGUUUGGGUGUGGUGGCGCACGUGAAAUUGAAUGACAAUACGAUAAAGGUGCAGGGCAAAUAUUGUUUGGCCAAUAUAGAUGUGUAUCCAUCUCAUCCGGACAUGAAGCUUCCGGUUAAUAUGAUGCAGGCCCGUGCUUUCAUAAGAGGAAGCAUGCGUGACCCUGGUCAUUUUGUUCCAAGAUUCACGACAGUGAACUGGGCGUUGUGUCUUCCGGCGGCCUGUUCUGCCGAAGACGCGCAAAACGUUGUCGAACAGGCGUUGAGUGAGUACAAUUCUACCGCAGGAAUUAAAUUCACGGUAGACGUCGAUCCUAACAUGUGCUACGUCAAACAGAAAACACGAAGCUAUUCGAAAGAGACGGUCGGAGUUUUAUAUUUCUAUGCAAUGAUCGUCUGUAUUGCUACCGUAGCAACGGUGAGAGAUUAUUUAGUGGCGUCCGAAGGAAAAGGAAACUAUUCCGAGCGUAUAAUAAUGUCUUUUUCCUUACGGAGAACCGUUAGAUCUUUAUUGAAAAAAGGAUCGAACGAAGCCGAUAUUACGUGCAUCCAUGGGAUAAGGGCGCUCGUCACGAUUGCUCUUUACGUUGCUCAUCAGAUAAUACCAAUUUCGAGGUUACCAUUUUCCAAUCGAAUCGAACUGACGGAGGUGGCGAACACUCCAAUCAGCUCGAUUUUGAGGGUAUCCAUGGUUUACACGGACGCAUUUUUAUUACUCAGCGGUGUCCUAACUGCUUACAAUAUGGCACAUGAAUUUAUAAUGCGGGGUGAGAUUCGAUGGUUUUGUCGUUUCAUCGCCAGAUAUAUUAGGCUUACUCCAGCGCUGUUCGCAGUAGUGUUUUGGUACGCAUUCGUAAUGGAGCACACAGGAUGGGGACCACAAUGGAACAGCGUUAUAACGCCAAAUGCAGAGCUAUGUAAAAGCAACGCCUGGACGAAUUUGUUGUACAUACAAAACUUUUUCCCUUUCGAAGAAAUGUGUGCAGCUCAUACCCAUCAGUUGGCUUUGGACAUGCAACUAUCAUUAUUAACCCCAAUGUUGGUAUUCUUCUUGGAAUGCAGGCCUGUCAUUGGGAUUCUUGCAAUGUUCUUCUUCAUUUUACUGUCGGCCACGCUUCGUUACAUAUCAACGAUGAACAAUUAUCUUUCCCUCGUUAUUUUCCAUGGAAUGUCAUCGAAGCACCUUUACAGAACUGCCAAUUUAAGUUACAUAUUGCCAUUACACAGAGCUACGCCAUACGUGUUUGGUGUAGGACUUGGUGUGCUGUUACGUUAUACCGGAAGAAACGUCAGGAUCCACAAGGUGUUAGUGAUCUUGGGAUGGUUGAUCGCGAUGGCCUUGGGAUCGUGGUCGUUAUUUUCACCCUGGCACUUGGCCAGAAGGGACUACGUGUACGAUGCUGAAGAAGCAACCAAUUACGCCGUGAUCAGUCCUGUCUUGUGGGCCUUGGCUUUGUGCUGGUCCAUAUUUGCAUGUUACACAAAUCACGGAGGUAUAAUAAAUAAAGUGCUUUCGAGUCACUGGUUAAUAAUCUUCAGCAGAAUAUCGUAUGCGGUGUACUUGACUCAAUUCGCAGUAUUUUUUUACAACGUUGGGACCACUAGAUACUCUGCCGGAUUUCAGGUUCUUAGACUCAUCGAUCCUAUGGAAGCAGCUGCAGUUGUAAUCGUAUCGACCAUCCUCACCUUGCUCUUCGACUUCCCCAUGCAAGAGCUGAAAAACGUGUUAAUGGAAAGCACAGACAUGCUGAAUGUGGAAGUUCCCAAUAAAGAAAUCUCCUCGAAGCAGGUAUCAAACGAAAUUGAAAAAUCUUCCACAUCGGAACAACCAGCCGAAGGUAAAGUUUUCGAAGAAGACGAAGUAUCGUCGACAGGAUGGGACUGGCAACGAGACAUAGUCGACGGUGGUACGAAAUAUCCUCAUCACGAUGUGGAAGACGAGGAACACGUUCAGAUACCAAUUUUAAAGAAAACAACAGGACGAAGGAAAUCGUUCAUCGGCCACGAUUCCAUCGAAACAGAAACUGUUCCGUUACGAGAACGGACGAAGGACAAAAGAUACUCGAGAGACGAUGACGAGUACAGAGAGCGGGGUAGGAGGAGCAGGAGCGGUCAAAGGGAUUAUCAGGAAUCGGAGAACGACGGCUUGGAUCUUUCCAGGAUGCAACAGGAGCGAGACAGACGCUCGCUCUCUAGGAGUCACGACGUUAAGAGAUUGUCAACACGGGACAGUGAGAACGAGGAGGAGUAUUUAAGACGAAGACCGAGAGACGAGGAAGAGGAAGAAGAGGAAGAAGAGGAAGAUUAUCCUAGACGCUACAGGCGAUUUCAUUCCAGAGGGAGAUCCGUGAUUAGGGAAUCGGACGAUUAUCGUUCGUGGGAGCUGGUCGGUAAGGAACGUUCAUCCUCCAGGGGUCCAGAGCCUAAACGGCUCUCCAGCAAAUCGGAGGAACGCGAGUCUACGCAAAGGCAAACAAGACCAGCGUUGUCGAGAUCCGGGGACUCGAGGCGAGCAUUUUCUUCGGAGAGUGAAGACGAGCACUCGUUGCAACGUAGGAAAAUGGAAAAAAAGCAGCCGUCGGUGGAAACGCGGAUAAGCGACGAGGAGGACUGGGAAAACGAGCUCAGGAUACGGAGGAAAGAAUUCAUGGAGAAGCUUGAGACAGAGCAGGAGGAUUCUUUCGCGAACGAGAAAGAGGAGGAGGACUUGAGCUCUCUCAGAAGGAGAUCCUCCGCGGAGGGGAAGAUCGCUCUGCUGAAAGAUCCUUCCGCGGACGAUAACAUGGACUCUUGGACGGUUAGCGUGGGCUCGCGAAUCGGUCAGCUUGGUUCUUCUCAGGAGCCCAGCGAGCCUGAGGACGAUACUGCUUACAUGCGACGAAGGGAGUAUCGUGAACAAGCACCGCCGCCCAGGGAGGAUACUCAGAGCGAGGAGGAGGUGAUCUGGGACGCGUCGAGAAGGCGAUCCUAUACGAGCAGUAGUCAAGUGACUUCUAUGGAAGAGGACGAGGAUGUUGAGGCUUACAACUUCGUUCUGACGAGAGGCAGCAAGAGGAUAUCUGUGCAGGACCUUUCCACGCUGUCCCAGGAAGACUUGGCUGACCUUUCCACGCUGUCUGACUUGGCUGAUUCUGGUUGGAACGUGGUGAGAAAGGAGGGCGAAGGAUUGCCUAGAUCUCCCCCCACAGGAUUGUAUAAACGCGAAUCGAUCAUAAAGAGUCAGGCCAGCGAGGAGGACCCGGAGUAUCUUCUUCCAGAGAGACCUAAGCUGAUUCAACAGGAACGGGAGCAUCCUUUUAAGAAAGCUUGGCAGAUGCAGAAGUCCCGUUCUGAGGAAGAUCGUACUUCGGCGUAUGUGAUUCAAGAGUUGCAAGGAGAACCGAGAAAGGAGUCGGAGGAUAGAGAAACGAAGGACAAGGAUGUACCGACGGAAGAGAAACAUCAGAAAGAAUCGGGUGGAGAACAGUACGAGGACAUGGGUGCGUUCGCCGAUGACGAAUCAGAAUCGAUCAGGUUUGCGCGUAGCAGGAGUUCGGACACAGAGGAUAACACCAGAACCAGUUCGAAAUCCGAGGAAAUAGAAUCGAUGGAGAGGAGCGAGAGCACGGAUCUGGAUGUUCCCAAAACCAAUACGAAAUCAUCGGACGUUGAGGACGACUCUUUCAGAUCUAAUUGGCCAUCCGAGGAGGAACAGUUGGAAGUUUAUAGAACAGGGCUGAGAAGUAAAUCGGAGGAGGCCGAAUGGAGCUGGGAACGGGAGGAGACUUGACGGGACUUGGUGACCAUCCACGUAAAAAGAAAAGAUAAUAAACGUAAAUAUAACGAGGUAAAUUAUUCGCGGGGAAAGUCGCUGCUCGGGUUUGUCGUGAAGAAAGUACGAGCGGAUUUGACGGCGAGGGACGGGGAUGGGGGAUAGGAAGAGGACACCGGAUGAAUUUUCGAGAAGUCGACGAUUCCAUGCUUGGAUUGUCAUCCUGUUGCAAGAAGAUGCAGCUAAAGGUGCUGCUAACGAUUAUCGAUAAGUUAUCGAUAACUUGUUAAUAGAUAUUGAGUUGAAAUAUCGGU
Habropoda laboriosa is the source of this 6013-nucleotide messenger RNA. RefSeq lists its product as uncharacterized. NCBI's taxonomy places the organism in Eukaryota, Metazoa, Arthropoda, Insecta, Hymenoptera, Apidae. The coding region runs from base 294 to 5717 and encodes 1807 amino acids. The transcript is spliced from 14 exons. The record is from RefSeq and is a predicted model, not a curated record. Gene Ontology annotation, molecular function: acyltransferase activity, transferring groups other than amino-acyl groups.